Molossus molossus (Pallas's mastiff bat) is the source of this 498-nucleotide messenger RNA. RefSeq names its product potassium voltage-gated channel subfamily E regulatory subunit 5 (gene KCNE5). NCBI's taxonomy places the organism in Eukaryota, Metazoa, Chordata, Mammalia, Chiroptera, Molossidae. Gene Ontology annotation, biological process: regulation of heart rate by cardiac conduction; negative regulation of delayed rectifier potassium channel activity; regulation of ventricular cardiac muscle cell membrane repolarization. The record is from RefSeq and is a predicted model, not a curated record. Gene Ontology annotation, molecular function: voltage-gated potassium channel activity involved in ventricular cardiac muscle cell action potential repolarization; transmembrane transporter binding; potassium channel regulator activity. Gene Ontology annotation, cellular component: membrane.
AUGACCCAGGAGAGCUUUUUCCAAAUUUUCUGCAUUGAAUGCUGCUGUCUGAGUUGUAAAGACUCUGAGACCACAAACAAAGGUUUCAAGCAAGGCUUCCUUCAGUCAGUGAAAUUUGAAGAAGACAAAAGACAAAGAGUAUUGGUCAGCAGCGUUCUGGAGCCGCGGUGUCACUCCCUGACAGCCAGGAGCUUCACUGAGAGCCAGUGGCUGCGAACCCUCCUGAUUCGCCUGCUGCUGGAGUUGCAUUACCGGGGCAACGCCAGUGGUCUGGGCACCAGCGGCCCCGGCUCCAAUAUGGGCAUGGGGUUCGUGCCUGAAUCCUUCCUUGGCCGCGAGGUGACCAGCGCCAAAGGCAAUGACGCCUAUCUCUAUAUUCUGCUUAUUAUGAUCUUCUACGCCUGCCUGGCUGGAGGCCUCAUCCUGGCCUACACCCGCUCCCGCAAGCUCCUCGAGGCCAAGGAUGAGACGUCCCAGGCCUGCCCGGAACACCAGUGA